Messenger RNA from Acomys russatus (golden spiny mouse), 1903 nucleotides. It is a transcript of the gene Tbx20, whose product is annotated as T-box transcription factor 20. Gene Ontology annotation, biological process: vasculogenesis; regulation of transcription by RNA polymerase II; heart looping. Gene Ontology annotation, molecular function: RNA polymerase II cis-regulatory region sequence-specific DNA binding; DNA-binding transcription factor activity, RNA polymerase II-specific. The record is from RefSeq and is a predicted model, not a curated record. NCBI's taxonomy places the organism in Eukaryota, Metazoa, Chordata, Mammalia, Rodentia, Muridae. Gene Ontology annotation, cellular component: nucleus. The transcript is spliced from 8 exons. Bases 497 to 1837 code for a protein of 446 amino acids.
AUUAAGGCGCGGGGCAGCGGGCGCCCAGGCGCAGUGUUGAUCGCGCCUUGCAGCAUUCUGCACUGCAGCGACUCGCCUCCUUAGUUCCCGCGCCCUAGAGAGUCUCACCGCUGGCCGUCACCUCCCGGGCACCUUGGCCCCUCCGCGAUCCCCAGCAAGAGAGGGAGGGGGAACUCGGCGUAGGUGCUGGGGAUUCCGCGUUUUUGCGCAGUUGAUGUGUGGUGUGCUCCUGGCUUGCACAGAGUUUUGAGUUUGCGCAUGGUCCCCACCCUGCUUUCUUGCUGGUUCGAAGUCUCUGAGGCUCCCCUCCUUUGCUCUAGCGGACUGGAGAAGCCAUCGUAGAGCCCUGGGGACGGGGACUGGACUAGUCAAGAGUCCCCAGUUCCGUUCCCACUACUGCUUUUUUGGGCUGCCUUUUGGGUCUUUGUCUCCCUUGGGGGAAGCUGGACAGCCGUUUGGCGGGCCCGUCCCUGACCCGGACCCAACGCUGGGGACCAUGGAGUUCACCGUGUCGCCCAAGCCCCAGCUAUCCUCUCGAGCCAAUGCCUUCUCCAUUGCUGCGCUAAUGUCCAGCGGCGGCCCCAAGGAGAAGGAGGCAGCAGAGAACACAAUCAAACCUCUGGAACAAUUUGUGGAGAAGUCGUCCUGUGCCCAGCCACUGGGUGAGCUGACUAGCCUAGAUGCUCACGCGGAGUUUGGCGGCGGCGGGGGCAGCAGCCCUUCCUCAUCCUCUCUGUGCACAGAGCCACUGAUACCCACGACUCCCAUCAUCCCCAGCGAGGAGAUGGCUAAAAUCGCCUGCAGCUUGGAAACGAAGGAGCUCUGGGACAAAUUCCAUGAACUCGGCACGGAGAUGAUCAUUACCAAGUCGGGAAGGAGGAUGUUCCCGACCAUCCGCGUGUCAUUUUCUGGAGUGGAUCCCGAGGCCAAGUACAUCGUCCUGAUGGACAUCGUCCCAGUGGAUAACAAGAGGUAUCGCUAUGCCUACCACCGCUCUUCCUGGCUGGUGGCCGGCAAGGCUGACCCUCCCCUGCCAGCCAGGCUCUAUGUACAUCCAGACUCCCCCUUCACUGGUGAGCAGCUCCUCAAACAGAUGGUGUCUUUUGAAAAGGUGAAACUUACCAACAAUGAACUGGAUCAACAUGGCCACAUAAUUUUGAAUUCAAUGCAUAAGUACCAGCCGCGGGUGCACAUCAUAAAGAAGAAAGACCAUACGGCCUCCCUGCUCAAUCUCAAGUCGGAAGAAUUCAGAACGUUCAUCUUUUCAGAGACAGUUUUCACAGCAGUCACAGCCUACCAGAACCAGCUGAUAACCAAGCUGAAAAUAGACAGUAAUCCAUUUGCCAAAGGAUUCCGGGACUCCUCCAGGCUCACUGACAUUGAGAGGGAGAGUGUGGAGAGCCUGAUCCAGAAGCACUCCUACGCCCGGUCGCCCAUCCGCACCUACGGAGAGGAGGAUGUGCUGGGGGAGGAGAGUCAGACAACUCCAAACCGAGGCUCAGCAUUUACAACAUCUGACAAUUUGUCUCUCAGUUCCUGGGUAUCAUCAUCUUCCAAUUUUCCUGGAUUUCAACAUCCACAACCCCUGACUGCUCUUGGCACCAGCACAGCAUCCAUAGCGACACCCAUUCCUCACCCUAUACAGGGUUCUCUGCCACCAUACGGCCGCCUGGGAAUGCCUCUGACCCCAUCCGCAAUUGCCAGCUCCAUGCAGGGAAGUGGCCCCACGUUCCCUUCCUUCCACAUGCCUAGAUACCAUCACUACUUCCAGCAGGGGCCCUAUGCUGCCAUCCAAGGACUACGCCACUCCUCCGCUGUGAUGACACCAUUUGUAUGAUUCUCCUGAGAGUGGGGGAAUCUAGAUCCAGGAUACGUGAAUGGAUGUGAAAAUCUAGGAGAGGGU